AUGUCAAAAUCAUCGUUUAAUCCACAAGUCGAGGAUCCUGUGCCCUCCUAUGAAGAGAGUAUAGGAUCCUCUACUGCCACUUCGUGGGCCGCAGCUACACUCCAUCAACAACUGGACGAUACCCGACUAACGCGGGUGCGAGACAUCCUUACAACCUACGUCGAGCCCCUUCUUGCUGUGCAGGGUGCGUCGGGCAUUUACAAAACUAUUUUCUUGCUUGUUCCUUCCAACGUGGACUCUCUGCAACAAAAUCAUGUCUCGAGCUCAGAUUACUCAUCCUCAUACUCACAACCAAAGGAGCCAGAAGUAGUCGGGUUUCCAGCCACGGAUGUCGUCAAGCUCAUUCGUCUCAAGGGGGAAGAACAUACAGUUGAGUUCUGGAGACAGCCUGCCAUUAUGGAAGAGCUGGCGAGUAGUUUGCGCAUGCGACUGAAGACGAGUGGUCAUCGUGUUGAGGAGCAAUCCAUGAUUGAGCCAAACGCAACGCAGGUCAGUCAAAGCGAAUCAAACAGGGUUAGGGUUAAUGAGAAAAAAUCAGGAUGGUUCAAAUCCAAGGCCAGAAAACCAGAAAAACCAAAGUCGCUGUGGACCACUACAGCUCCGUCUGAAGCGACCAUUAUCGAUCAGAAACUGGGCUGGCGAGCAACUCAUGAAGGUCUCAGUGUUACCAACAGCAUUGAUAAACCCCUGAGUAGAGGUACGGUUCGCGUGCUUGUUGAGUGGAAAGAGAUUUGUCUUAGGAGUGAGAAUGCGGUUGGGCUGUAUGAGACUCAGAAGGGGCCAGGGAUUUGUCUGUCUGUCGAGGGUGUAGCCUGA
Talaromyces stipitatus ATCC 10500 is the source of this 816-nucleotide messenger RNA. RefSeq lists its product as uncharacterized. Bases 1 to 816 code for a protein of 271 amino acids. The record is from RefSeq and is a predicted model, not a curated record. Lineage: Eukaryota; Fungi; Ascomycota; Eurotiomycetes; Eurotiales; Trichocomaceae. The transcript has 2 exons.